CUUAGUGAAGAAGACCUCCGGCUCCAGGAAGAGAAUGGCGCGCGAGCUCCUCGACGUGUGUGGGUUCUUCUCCGCGCGCCGCGCGUUCACGAGAUAACGGCGGCGACGACGAGAGACCCCGGUCGCUCUCUCCGUGGGGGUUUCGGUUUGGACAAAAGACGACAAUGGACGACGGCCCGGCUCGCGGGGACGCGUCGCGGCCGCCGAGGCGGUCUUCCGCCGCGGAGGUCGGAGGCGCUAACGUUGGCCCGCAGGACCACGGCGACGACCUGUUUGAGGUCCACGCGACCGGGGACGCUCCGGUCGGACCCGACCGGCAGAGCCCCGCCGCCGGGAGGAGGGAGCGAAGCAACUCGGCCACGGAGCUGUACCAGCGGUACAUGCCCAUGGGGCUGCUGAAGUUCCCCAUACCGAGGAAACCCAAGGAGAAAAGAGCUCUGUUCCAGUUUAUCGCCACAGAGUCCAGGGAGUAUGACGACAUGAUGACCAUCCUGACGUCCAGCUACAUCGACACCAGCUCUGCUGGCUGCUUCAUUUACAGCAAACCUCGGCUCGUCCACAGCGAGCUGCUGGAAAAAGAGUUUGUGGAGAAAAGGAAGGAGAUGAAGGCCGAUGGGAGGACGGACAAGGAGCUGGAGCAGAGCUACUGUUUCCUGUUGGCUGAUUCUGUUAAGCUGCCCUUGCUGUGUGAGAAGGGGCUGUUUACGGGUCAGAGCCGCGUCACAGUGCUGGGAAACCCCGCCAAAGGAGUGUACCUGUCCAGGUACUCUGACCUGAUCCACACCCCCCCCCUCACUCCUGGGGUCACGGGGGAUAUCGUCAUCUUCAAAGUGAUGAAGGGGAAAGUGAAGAGCAUUUAUGAAAACAUGAAGAACCUCCUGGAUCCGACGCCUCGCUUCGACAGCCACACUGCCAAGAACGCCAGCAAGGUCACAUCGCUUGCCUCCUAUCGCGCCUUUGAACUCACACAGCAAUACUUCUACGAGUAUUCCUUUGACGAGCUGCGGCCGCGGCCUCGUCAGGUCUGCCCGUACGCCGUUGUCUCAUUCCAGUUUAAAGGAAAAGACUCCUCACUUCCCUGCAAACCACUGGCCCCCAUCAGGUUGAACAGCCAGUCAGCAGAGGGGAGCAAAGAGUGCGCUCAGUUCCCAGUGUGGACCGGGGAUUUGGUAAAAGGAGACCGGCUUCUCUUCCAGGUCUCCCUCUGCUCCUUCUCCCCUCCCCUCCUGCCCCACAGACUACCGGAGAAGUUGGAAAUCGGUUUGUUGAUGAGACUUGAGCAGGCGACCAAACUCCUGCCCGCCGACCUGUUCUGCUACGACCUCUACAGCGGCGGCCACGAAGUGGUGCGGAGCGGCCAUUGUUGCAGCCUUCUGGAGGUGACGGACAGGAGUCGCUCAGCGUCCAGCGUGACGAGCCUGCUGCAGGAACUGGAGAUGAAUAGAGUGGUUCUGGUGACGCCGCUCUCAGACCGAGGCUUCCUCCUCCUGCUGUCCAGUGUUCAGAUGGCCACGCCCUCUGAGAGGGGGGAGAGCUGGAAGAGGUGCCUUCAGGCUUUGUUCGUCUUCCCGCAGUCUAGACAUCUGGCCAAAUCCAAAUUAAGGCGCUCGUCCUUGACGCACGACGCCUCUGGGCCGGUGUCGGGCGUCGCCGUGAUGCCGCGGCUGAGCCAGCUCAUUCCAGCGCUGCAUCACGCGCUGGUCAAGGCCCGGGCCAACCCUCCACCCGAGCUGUCCGCUGGUGUGGAGCGCCAGGCACGGGAUUACCUCAUCGGCAUGAACCAAGGCACGGUCCAACAGUACCCUAUGGGCGAGUUUGACUCAAAGCUGGAUGAGCGAGGAAACCUGUUCCCGACUCCCAAACACCACCAGGUCAACAUGGAGGGCUACCUGCGCUCCUACCUGUACAGCCCGGCCCUCUACCAGCUGUCGGUGGCCCGAGCCAAGCAGAUGGUGCAGGCGCACUGCGGCCCAGAGGAGCUGCCGGAGGCGACGCUCAGGAAGACCUGCGGGGGGCAGAGGGAGGCGGCGGCGGAGGAGACGAUCAGCAGCACUAGAAACAAACCGACCAAACAUGAGAAGAUGCAGCAGCUGGUGGACCUGGUGUUGACCUGUAAGAGGGACGCAGAGAACGAGGUGAAGAGGGAGGAAGGAGCAGGGGCGAAGGUACCAGGGAGAAAGAGGAAGCUGGAGCAGGUGACGGCAGAGAGGGCGCUGAAGUUCCUGAAGGCAUCGCAGGAACCCUCAGGAAGAGUCGGGAAGAUUCCCGGUGAGGGAAGCCAUGCUCCUUACUCUACUGCUUCUCUCACCUCUGUGAUUGGCUUGCUGGGUUUGAAGGACCUUGACCUGAGGGAAGAUGGAUCUGAAGCAGCCGUGAGACUUCAUGGUCUGCUAACAGACCUCAACCAGGCCGCGAGAGGAACCACCAAGCGGAGCGUUGGUGAGGUGCGAGAGGAGGGGCAGAGGGAAUCCUCUCCGUUGGAUAGGUUGGCGACAAAGCUGGGUCUGCCCCCCAACUGUGACAUUGACCUGAGGAAGCAGCAAGAGCUGGAGGAGCAGACGGCGGGCAGCGUCAGUAGUUUGGAGGGAUUCAGUCCUAGCUCCCACAGCGGGGAGAUGAAUCAUCACGGAGGAGCAGGUAGAGAAGGAGGAGGAGGGCUCGAGAGGAGAGCGGGAGCGUACGAAAAGGAAGAGGACCACAUCCAGUGGGAGAUCCCGUGGGUCCUCAUCCCCAUCACAGGCGUGUGUUCGCAGAGGUACACCCACAGAGACAGGAACAUCCCUCAGGACCCCCGCUUCCAGCACCUCACCACGGCAACGAGCGGCACCACGACAACCAAACCUCGGGGGAGGAGCCCCGCCCGGUCUCCUGAGCGAAGCUCUCCUCCCUCCCCCCUCAAGUUCCCAUCCCCUGAGCCCAGCCCCCUGCACUCCCCCUACCAGUGCCCGUCACCUGACCCCAGCCCUCCCCCGUCCCCCUCCCAGUGCCCGUCUCCGGAGACCAGUCUGCCGCCUUCUCCGUCUCCGUGCCCCUCCCCGGAGCCCAGCCCUCCCCCGUCUCCGCGGCCCAGCCUCAGCGCUUCGCCUUCCCGAGGCCAGGCGCUUCCCCUCGGCUGCCCCCCUUUUCCAGCGCGGGGCCAGUCCGCUGAGCCGAAUGAGCUUGUCCCGUUUAACGAGGCCCACAGUGGUGCUAACGAGGAGCAGUCCGCCCCCACAGCCUGGGGAUUUGCAGGAUUGCCUAAAGACGUAGAAGAGGAACCUUGGGGGAAAGAAAAGAAGAGCGACGAGCCCUUGGUUUCUGUUUCCAUCCAGCCUUCAAUUCCUCUGCCUCCAGAAAGGAGGACGAGCCCCUUCCCUCCACCCACUGAGAGAGUGAAGGGAGAUGCAGAGAGGGAAACGGUGGGUUUGAGGGGGGUACAAGCAGGCAUUUUAGUUCAGGAAAAAGAUCCUCCGCUUGUUCAAACACUGCAAACCCGAGUGGAAGAAGAAGAAGAAGAAGAGGAGGAGGAAAUGGAAAUGCCGCAUGUGGUCACUAGUGGGAAGGAGCAAAAGGCCGAACCGAAGGAAGCGGUAGGUGGUGCUUUGUUCUCUCCGUCCGUCUCCUUACCUCCGUCUUGCCUCGACUCUGAGGUGGACAAACAGCUGGGCGACUUCUACUCUGGGAUUCGGCUCCUCCUGCAACAGCACAGUGUCCGUUACGGCUGCCCGCCCCCGCCCCCCACCUCAAACACAGAGACUUCUGCAUCUCCACACGCACUCCAGCGCACCUUUUCACAGUAUGUUACCUUCUACAACCCCUGUCCUCCGGUGGAGGACUACGUUCGCUCGCUGCAGGACGGCAUUACCGGCGUGCUUGAGUUUGAUAACAGCUCUCUGGCCCACAAGGCCGGCACUAGCGGGACCGAUGUUGAUUCCGCGCUGGCUAGCAGUGUUAGCCAGUUUCUGUCUAGUAUCAGAGCUGGGAAGGAUAAAACCGGCAGCGAGGACGGCGGCCUCAGUGGUGAGUCGACAGCUGCCGAGAGUCCGGCUCCCUCCAGAGGAGGCGUAGCCUGGCAGCCACGCACAGUCACCAAACAGGCUCCUGAUGCCGGUAACAGGAACCCCCCGACCGCUCACGUCACUUUAUCAGUCACUACCUCCAAGUCUGGUUCUGGCUCCAGACCUACCGGUGCUUCCAUCCCCUCAUCGCCUCGGAACGAGUCCUCACAGUCCGCCUUGAAACCACAACACGGUCGCACUUUGGAGACCGCGGUCGCUCACAGCAGACAAACCCAGGACGCCAGCUCUACCAGCCCUCCACGUUGUCCCCCUGCUGCAGAAGGUAGGACUGAGGUGACGUUUAAAGGUCUCGGCGGGAUCUCAAAGUCCUCGACCCAACCGCCCCACCCCCCCGAGCGGGUCUCUGAUCCGGCCUCGGAGUCCCUCCACCUGCCCGCCGAAAGCCCCGUCCCUCCGGCCGCCUCCCUGAGCUCCCUGAUCAGCCGGCUGCAGCCAGAAGUGUUCAACAACCUGCUGGAGAUUUUCAAAGACGUCAAGAGAAACUCCACACAGUUCUACAUCCACAGCGGCGAGGCGGGGGACCGGGUCCACGACGAGGUCAAGGAAUACCUGUUGAAGCAGGGAAACACGGAGCAGAGUCCUGUGGACUUCCUGAACCGAGAGAACUCCUCAAACCGUCUGCUGGUCAUCAUUAGGAACAAAGACAUAGCUGGACAGCUGCACAGGAUCCCGGGUCUGUUGUCUCUGAAGCGCCGCGCCUCUGUUGCGUUUGUGGGAAUCAAUGACCUGGACGACAUCAGGAACAACUGCUGCGACGAGCUUUUCGUCUCCGGAGGUUGCGUCGUUUCGGACGAGUUUGUCCUCAAUCCGGACUUCAUCACUCGCGAUCAACUGGUCGCCCUGCUGGUGGUCCUGGAGCAGCACAGCUCUCCACAGAGCGCCUGGACGUGGAAGGUUCACUGGCAAACCCACAAGAAGUUAAACGAGCAAGCCAGGUUCCGGAGAGAUGCAGCCGACCUACUGGAAGUCCUGUCGGCCUAUCAGAAGCGGCAGAUUGUUGAGCUCCUCCCAUAUCAUCACUGCGACAAAAUAAACCAUCAGUCACCUCACCUGGAGUGUCUGAUGGAGCUCCAGGCCCAACACAAACAGUACCGACACACAGUCUUCCUGACAGUGCAUCAUUUUGAGAUGUUCCCUGGCCACUCUAGAAGCGGCAUCAUCGUGGCAAGUAUUAACGAAAUUCUGCACAACUUCACCGGGCUGGUUGGUUACCAUGACAUCAAGGACAGGCAGCCAAUCAUAGAUGACAUGCUGGGCUCCAAAGGUCUUGGGAGGCAUCGGACUAGUAGCGCCUCUGUGUCGGGCUUUGAACGCUCUUCCUCUGUCUUCCCAGAACACAUUCGUCCCUUCCCCUCCUGCGACCAACCCCAGCAUGUUGCCCUGCAGGGCGGCUCCAUCCCUCCCGCUCUCCCCCAUUGGUCUGACCAGCUGGUCCCAGACGCCUCCUCUAAGGAGGUUCUGCAGCAACAUUCAGACACGGACUUUGAGGUUCUCCGACUCGCCAUCUCACAGCUGCGGGCUGAGCGUAAUGCGCAGUUGCAGCAGCAGUUGGAUGCUCGAGCAGAGUCUUACAUCAACUCCUUUACAAACCUCCUUCCUAAUGUCUGUGGUGGUGGCGGCGGGGGCGGGCGUCACUCCACGCCCCUUUUAGCUCAAGGAGGUCCCACUGAGUCUGAAAUGGUCAGUCAAGACAAGAAAGCAGUGUCAGUGACUCUGGAGAUGAUUCACUCAGCAUUGCAGCAGGAACAGGUGGAGGACGAGGCGACGAAGGGCGGCGCAUUGACUCAAACCGUGGGACGAAGAUGUGGAGGAAGAGCAGAAGGUGGAGGACAUGCUGGAUAUCCCAUAGAUGGUACUCCAGUAAGAGUAGGAGGAAACAGGGAUCCCGGCAAUUGUACUUCUUUGUCCAAUCAAAGCACAGCUGCAGCAACCAGACCGAGCACCCAGGCAGGCUCCGCCAGCGACGGGAUGGAGAAGAAGAAUCGACCAGGAGAACCUGUCCUUCCCAAAGCAGCUCAAUACGCUGCAGCCUCGCACAGUACCACAGCUGGUCCUGCAGAGGGUCACAGGUCUAACACAUUGAGGGAGACACAGUUGGGCCAAGAACAGCCAAUAGGUGGAGAGGGAGCAGCACCUGGCAACAGCACUGCCAGUGGCACCAAGAUCCAGCAUCCUCGACAUCUUCACCAGCUGAACAACCAGCAGCUUCAGCCGAGUCAGUCGUCCCGGCAACAACUGCCCAACAGCCAGCAGCAGCAAAGGGGCGCCGGCCUCCUGCAGACCCCCCACUCGCCGCAAUUCCCCAACCACCCUUCCUUUCAAGGCCCCCUGACUUCCCUCGGAGGUGGACCCCUGGGGCCCGUGUCUCGCUGGCCGGGGGGCCUGGGCCCCACAGGUGCCACGUCUGGGGUCUGGGGCCUCCAACAGGCCGGUCCUCGACUGCUGGGCAGUUACCACAACCCUGCAGGUCAGGGUAACAGAAGGUACAGAGGGGGGGGCAAGUGGAGGAGGCUUUGAUGGAAUGCAGAGCCGGCUAAACCAAGGAACAUUCCUGAGAACAUCCCGCCUGGUCGAAACCAGCACAACCGACUGACAGGUGCUAGUUUGCAGGAAGGACGAGUGGCACCAGACUGAAGCGCCGUUACUUUUACCACUUUUGAACCCUGAUCCAAACCAGGGUUUACAGCCCGUGCCGCGCUUUCCUGGAAGCUGGACGCUUCAUAACUUGGUUCAUGAAUUUGGUCCCAGAAAGAAUGGCGAGGAGGACGGGCCUUUUGCUUUAAUUUAUUUGUUUGGCAUUUGGCCUCGUGUAGAAAUGGGGGCUGGAGAAUUGAGGCUAUGCAACUAGUGUCUAACGGUGGGAUUUGAACCUGUGACUAAGCGCUGUCACCACUUUGCAUAAAGUCAGAGGAAUUGCUUUUUUUUUUUUGUAGAAAAAGAGCAAAGACAGAACCUCCAUCCUUUUUAGAGCCUUUGCAUCCACUCUAAUGGAAGAGGUCGUUCAUGGUUCUACCUGCGUUGUUUUCGCUCUCGGGCUGGACCAUGAAUGUCCGCCUCUGAGAUUCUCUUCUCCCUGAAUGGAAGGUAAACUGAGCAGCCGUCCCGCUGUUGUCUUUCAACUGAACAAAGAACACUUUUUCCUCUGAAUGUUUUGGUUUGUCUGCCUGUGAGCCGUUUGUGUUUAGAUGCUGUUGUAUGUACAGUAGGAAAGUGAUUGUGUGACACUUGUUUUAACUUAAAAAAAAACCAAAAAAAACAUUUUCUACCCAAUUUUUUGUAUUAAAAUUCACCUGUGUAAACCAGCAAACUUGUUUCCAGAUGUUGUUCUCCUCACAUCGAUCAGCUGGAGGACGGAGCUCCUCGCACACAGCCGUUCACUCGGCUCAUUCAAACAGAUUUGGAGGCCAGUUUUGGUAUUUUCCAGCACGCUCUGCAGAAGACGUGGAUUUUCACUACAAACUCCCAACAGCACCGCCGGCGCUCUCUCCUCACCACGUCUUCUCCCUGCAACGAGCAGAAUAACUGGAUCAGGGACCCUUUUAACAGUGUGAACAUUAUUAGUUGACGUACAACAAUGUUUCUCAUCAGACAACCGAAGAUGAAUAUUAAUAGAUCUUUUAAAUCAAUUACACUGCUCAAAAAAAUUAAAGGAACCCUUUGAAAACAUCAGAUCUCAAUUUGAAAAAUAAUGAUGUUGGAUGUCUACACUGAUAUGGACAGGUUCAUGUCUUAGGAACAGAAAGACACCACAAAAAUCCAAGUGAAUAAAAUGAUGUCCAGUCCA
Gasterosteus aculeatus aculeatus (three-spined stickleback) is the source of this 7842-nucleotide messenger RNA. It is a transcript of the gene tasora, whose product is annotated as transcription activation suppressor a. NCBI's taxonomy places the organism in Eukaryota, Metazoa, Chordata, Actinopteri, Perciformes, Gasterosteidae. Gene Ontology annotation, molecular function: chromatin binding. Gene Ontology annotation, cellular component: heterochromatin; nucleoplasm. Gene Ontology annotation, biological process: negative regulation of gene expression, epigenetic; protein localization to heterochromatin. The record is from RefSeq and is a predicted model, not a curated record.